Messenger RNA from Pollicipes pollicipes, 1651 nucleotides. RefSeq names its product coiled-coil domain-containing protein 6. The record is from RefSeq and is a predicted model, not a curated record. The coding region runs from base 43 to 1284 and encodes 413 amino acids. The transcript is spliced from 10 exons. NCBI's taxonomy places the organism in Eukaryota, Metazoa, Arthropoda, Thecostraca, Pollicipedomorpha, Pollicipedidae.
AAGCAUUGUGUGGUCGAUCAGAAGGCUUGGCUUCGUCUAGUCAUGGCGGACAGCGCCAGUGAAAGCGAUUCUGGGUCAGUUGACGGCGGAUCUAUCCUCAUGCCUCCGUCGCCCAUCACACGAGAGCAGUUGCAAAAAAGGAUUGAGUCGUUAGCGCAGCAGAAUCGAGUGUUAAAAGUUGAGCUGGAUACAUAUAGGCUGCGUGUCAAGGGACUGCAAGAGGAAAAUCGUGCCCUGAAGCAAGCGUCCGUUAACAUUCAAGCACGCGCGGAGCAGGAGGAGGAGUACAUCAGCAACACGCUCCUGAAGAAGAUCCAGGCGCUGAAGAAGGAGAAGGAGACGCUAGCCAUCAACUAUGAGCAGGAGGAGGAGUGCCUUACCAACGACCUGUCGCGCAAGCUGUGCCAGUUGCGACACGAGAAGGAGCACCUGGAGCAGACGCUGGAGCAGGAGCAGGAGUGCCUGGUCAAUAAGCUCAUGAACAAGAUCCAGAAGCUGGAGUCGCAGACGCUUAACAAGCAAGUGACGCUGGAGCAACUGCGCAGAGAGAAGGUGGAGCUGGAGAACACACUAGAGCAGGAGCAGGAGGCGCUCGUCAACAAACUCUGGAAGAAAAUGGAGAAACUGGAGGCCGAGAAGAGGCUGCUGUCCGGCAAGCUGGAGCGGGUGGAGCGCGGCGCCGACUCCGAGCCGCUCAAGGGCCAGCUGCAGCACUCGCGGCGCGAGCACUCGGCCAAGAUGGCGCACUACGCGCAGGAGGAGCGCCAUGUGCGGGAGGAGAACCAGCGCCUGCAGCGCCGGCUCCAGGUGGAAAUGGAUCGGCGGGACACGCUCUGCCGCCACCUCUCCGAGUCCGAGUCCAGCCUGGACAUGGACGAGGAGCGCCAGGCGGACCCCGGCGGCGUCCCUCGCAGCCGCACCGUCUCCAGCCCGGGGCCGGCCUCGCUCACCUCGCCUGGCUCCUCGCGCCCGCUCAGCCCCGGGCGUGACAUGUUCGGACCGCCGUCGCCGGCGGCGCCGCGCUGUCACAACUGCGGUGCGCUGGUGCACCUGCCGGCGACCCGGGCCAGGCCGCCGGUGGCACCGCCUGCCAGCACCACCGGCAACGACAAGUUCGUGAAGCCGACGGCGCCGGCCAUCAGCAUUGGCGCUCCGGCCAUGUCCCCCGGCCGGCCCAUGCAGAUGUCGCCGACGUUGUCUGGCCGGGCGGCCACACCGACCGACCCACCGGCCUCACCGUCAGCGGUUGUGCCUGGCUCCCCGAUGGACACCUCCCGCACCUAGUCUGCGUGCCCCCCCCCCCCCCUGCCCCGCUUCGCCGGACCGUCCCCAGCCGUCUGUUGUACAUCCCUCCCCCACCCCCAGCCCAUGGUGAUACGCUCGCCGGGAGACGCCAGCGCAUGAUUACCCAGUGCUUUGAUAUGUCGCCUCUGCGCCGCGCUCUCUCUUUCCCUCAGUCUCCGUGGCAGCUCUUGGCCCCACUAACGUGAGGCUUGGCCGGCCGCCGGGCGCCACGAUUGUGCUUCCACCUCGUGGUGGCUGCUGCUACUGCUACUUACGCCAAUCGACAAGUGUCGUAGAUGGCGCUGUGGUCUUUGGAGUGGCUUGAAUCAAUACAAUACUAUGUCUGCUGCACGGUUUGUUUCUACGC